Molecule: messenger RNA, 834 nt
Organism: Aspergillus clavatus NRRL 1
Lineage: Eukaryota; Fungi; Ascomycota; Eurotiomycetes; Eurotiales; Aspergillaceae
Product: SDR family NAD(P)-dependent oxidoreductase
Exons: 4
Coding region: 1-834 (277 amino acids)
Molecular function (GO): oxidoreductase activity, acting on the CH-OH group of donors, NAD or NADP as acceptor
Source: RefSeq, a predicted model, not a curated record
AUGCCUCUUGCCCAAAUCGGCAAAGUUGCAGCCAUCACCGGCGGACUAACGGGAAUCGGAAGAGCCAUCGCUCUCGACUAUCUCCGCCACGGCGCCAAGGUGGCAGUCAAUCAUCUCGGGGGCCCGAGUGACGAGCCCUUCCUGGAAGCCUUGCGGAGGGACGUUGCUGAGAUCGUCGGGUCCGAGGAAGGCAGGUUCCUCAGUGUCGCGGGGGACGUGACACAGCCCGCAACGGGGCGGGAAUUUGUGGAGAAGACGGUUGAGGCGUUCGGACGGCUAGAUGUGUUUGUGAGCAACGCGGGCGUGUGCAAGUUUGAAGAUUUCCUGGAGUACGCUCGCGCUUUGCCUUACCUUCUCUCUGCCCCCGUCGAUCCUCCCCUCCUCGGCCACACGGUCUCGACGAAUCUCUGCGGCGCCUUCUACGCAACCCAAGCCGCCGCGCGGCAGAUGGCGAAGGCUCAGUCGCCGCCGGGCGGCUCGAUCAUCGGCAUCAGCUCGAUCUCGGCGCUCGUGGGCGGCGGGCAGCAGACGCACUACACCCCCACCAAGGCCGGGGUGCUCAGCCUGAUGCAGUCGUGUGCGGUGGCGCUGGGCCAGUACGGGAUCCGGUGCAAUGCACUACUCCCCGGGACCAUCCGGACGCAGUUGAAUGAUGCGGAUAUGAGUGAUCCUGCGAAGAGGGCGUAUAUGGAGGGCAGGAUUCCGCUGGGGCGAUUGGGUCAGCCGCCCGACUUGGCUGGUCCAGCGGUGUUUUUGGCGUGUGAGGAGUUGAGUGGCUAUGUGACUGGUGCACAGCUUCUUGUGGAUGGAGGACUGUUUGUGAAUCUCCAAUGA